GGAGAGAAUGGGACCAAAAGUCGACAGUGCCCUCCUUUAUUGAAGGUGUUCUGCCGCUACUAGUACUGAUGCCCUAUAUGGAUAUAUGAGGUAUGAUCAUCAGGCCUUAGCAGGGAUUAUUGUGAUGUCACUGCCAGUGACUUUGAUUCUUGGUUACGAAGUGUUGACUCAGACUGGCUCAUGGCUGAACUGCAAUCAUGUUGAAAAGGACUGAACUGCAGGGCUCUCAGUCAUUUCCCGGGCUCUCCUUUUUCAAGUAAGCUAUUGACAUGAUAACAAUGCUUCCAUCUGAAGCUGUUGAAGAGUAUGACCCAUACAAGGAGGAACGCCUUGGUAGAGUGCGAGAAGUUGGUAAUCAAGCAGUUUGGAGUCUCUCUACAUGCAAGCCAGGUUUUGGCGUUGACCAGCUGAGAGACCUCUCGCUGGAGACUUACUGGCAGUCGGACGGUCCGCAGCCGCAUCUAAUUAACAUCCAGUUCAAACGGAAAACCACCGUUCAACAGGUGUGCAUCUAUUCCGACUUCAAACAGGAUGAGAGCUACACACCAAACAGGGUGUCGAUCCGCGCGGGCACCAGUUUCCACGACCUGCGUGAGCUGGAGGUGCGCGAGCUCUCCGAGCCGUCCGGCUGGCUGGUGUUUGCGCUGCGCGGCGCUGACGACCGCCCGCUGCGCACCUACCACCUGCAGAUCGCCGUCAUCACCAACCACCAGAACGGGCGCGACACGCACAUGCGCCAGGUGCGCGUGCACGCGCCCGUCGAGCAGCGCGGCGUCACCGUACAGCCGGUGGGCAGCUUCGUCAGCGUCGAGUGCUCCCAGUACGCGUGCCUGAGGUAGCGGAGAUGGAGGGCGGUGGGCUGUCCGCGCCCGCUCCGGUGUGGUGAGGUCGGGAUUGGACGGCUCGUCCGCUCGUUGUGCUGAAUUGCCGGUGAACUAAACUGCUUUACGACUGGUGUCCGGCGCAUAUUCAGUGUUGUGUACCAUUAACUUGCAAACCAGCAAUUGAUGUAGACUGUUACCGGACCCGGUGCCCAGCUGUGCCCGACUAGUGCUGAAUGCUGAUGCUUAUGGGCACCAAGUGACAGUAAUUGUUCAUGCUUGCAGCUACAUGCCAUUUUGUAAGUGUAUGUGCACUUUGUAGUGCUUUAUGUUCAUUUUAUUUGUGGUCAUAAACAUAUGUCAUGCUCGUAAAUUCAUAAUAAUGUCAUAUGAACUUCUAGUGAGAAGCAUCAUGGCCUUUGGUGAAUGUGAGAAAUGACAAUAUGGAACAUUCAUGUGUACCUCCUCGCAUUGUCAUUGAAAUGUAAAAUAAAAUGUCAUCGAUGCUGUU
Molecule: messenger RNA, 1332 nt
Organism: Amphibalanus amphitrite
Lineage: Eukaryota; Metazoa; Arthropoda; Thecostraca; Balanomorpha; Balanidae
Product: anaphase-promoting complex subunit 10-like
Exons: 4
Coding region: 270-839 (189 amino acids)
Biological process (GO): protein K11-linked ubiquitination; anaphase-promoting complex-dependent catabolic process
Cellular component (GO): anaphase-promoting complex
Source: RefSeq, a predicted model, not a curated record